UACUUUCUCUCAUGGACGUGCCAUCAUUAGCUUUUCACCUUUGCUUCCCUCGACUUUCACUCGGUAUGGGGAUUAUGAUUAUCUCCUUCGAAGGCCAAAUUCUGACGUUAAAUGUGGUGUACUACAUCGUUAACGUUAAUCAUUCCAUGCACGACGUACUUCGAGGUUCAAUGUCGUGGCUGCUUCAACUAUAGAAUCUAGAUCAACCUGAGAUUCCUCGUCUCUCCAGGUUGUGGGAAGGCUGGCUCGAGUCCUUCGAAAGAGACAUUAAUUGGGUUCGUGGGGUUUACAGUGCGUUGUUUGUCCAUACUUCGAGUGACGAUGAUACUUUAUUGGGCCAGAAGACUCGCCACCUCUCUGUCCCACUGGGGCUCGCGAUUGAACCAAGGUCACGUGAAUCCAGUUUAAGCAAGAUUAAAUACUCUAUCAUCGUGAUUGUUGGACGAAUCAGUCAAGAAUUGAAGCGGAUUCAAAGAUCAGUCGAGGAAGAGAUCCGACAAAGUCCAAUCCGUCGUUCCCUAACAUCGGUGAUUUGGAGUGGAUUACCCCGAGUCUUAAACCAGUCCAAUCUUUCGAUUAUUAGUAUGUCAUCCCGAGUAUUUCGAUGCUACCCCAAUCCACGUCAAUUCCCGGUUGUGAAGCUAGAAAUGCGUUCGUUCAGCGCGGGUUUUGAUAUUAAAACCGUAACAACCGAUAGAUACGAGCCAAUCGACUCAAGCGUCGCUUUUGUUGAACGGUUCUUGGUUGGUUCCCAGAAUGAGCUAAUAAACACCGAUUUCGACAUAAAUUUGGCGGAUCGUCUUGUACCUGUUGUUCAUAAACCCAUACCAAUUUGCUGUUUGGUUGAUGUUUGUGGGCAUAAAGAUUACACACAGGUUUCUCGGUAUCCGAAGUCAACCCGCACCCAUUCGGUCAACGCGGUGUGACGUUCUGGUCUUGAUGCGCGGAGAUCAAUAACAAGGGCGCCCUUAGUACUAAUUUCCUUCGGGUAUAGGCAGUUGAGACAACUGUAUAAGUAGGGCGUCCCUGCUCAAAUGUCAGUGAGACCCAGAUGAACACCUUGAUCACUCUUGAUGAACAAAAGGACUAUCUUGUCUCCUCCGCUGUCGAUAUUGCGAUUCCGGUUUUUCUCUAUGGCGUGUACAGUGUCCUGUAUGGCACAUGUAUCAUAAUCCUCAGAAGGAACGGAACUCCCAAUGGUUUUCGAUAUGUCAUUGCAAUGACGCUUCUGUUCAUUCUUGCCACCGCUUCGGUCUUCGUCAACUCUGUACUAGUUGUUCUCGAUGCCUUCUACAUGUAUGAGUUCAUCGGGACAGGAAAGACUCCUCCACUUCCUAUUUUCGAACUCACACGUGGCUCCCUUUCGCUCUACAUAACUUCCAACGUCGUGGCGGAUGUUAUUUUAGUAUCACGUUGUUAUCUUAUCUGGAACCAAAGUCUCUUGGUGGUAAUAUUCCCAACGUUGCUUUGUCUAGCAAGUAACGCGGUUGGUAUGGUAUACAUAUGGUCCCAUAUGACUGAUUUUACUGCAAUCUUUUUGGGAGAUAAUAGUUCAUUAAUCAAGUUCGCCUUACCAUUCAUUCUUCUCGACCUUUGCAGUAACCUCUUACUCACUCUCUUAAUUGCCGGUAAAAUCUUCCUCGUGGUCCGAGAAACCAGGAAUAUCACGGGCAUCCAUGGACCGAACACGUAUAGUUCUCUCAUCGCUAUCAUGUACGUCACCAAUGUCAAGGGCGGGUUAUGGAUUUUGAACCCAUCCGUUCGCAGCGUUGAGUCCGGAGUCUUGUACCCCGUCGCUCUUAUCAUCCUCCUCUUUUUUCAUCGGAACUCCGUCAUUUUCUCGUUGGUCCAGAUAGUCGGAAUCGCCCCUACCCUUAUCAUAGUACGAGUCGGACUAGGGACUGCGCUCCCCGACGUGAAAGGCUGCAUCGAAACCGUGCAUGUCGCAUCGAGGGUCCGGAAAGUGCUUGAUGCUACCUCGAGUGGCGAUGAGAUCAUGGUCGAGAUUUGUCGAACGAAAGAAGCAAAUGAUACUCCCUGUUAG
Molecule: messenger RNA, 2044 nt
Organism: Marasmius oreades (fairy-ring Marasmius)
Lineage: Eukaryota; Fungi; Basidiomycota; Agaricomycetes; Agaricales; Marasmiaceae
Exons: 16
Coding region: 1052-2044 (330 amino acids)
Source: RefSeq, a predicted model, not a curated record